Molecule: messenger RNA, 2427 nt
Organism: Ectocarpus sp. CCAP 1310/34
Lineage: Eukaryota; Phaeophyceae; Ectocarpales; Ectocarpaceae
Source: the annotation of a GenBank genome assembly
GCCCCGAGCGAGCAGCACACAGCUGUACAUCGAGAGAGGGGCUGGCACGCAGCAGCAGGCAAUUUACCACGCGUACGCCGUCUCUACCUCGACAGCCAUGAGACUUCCCCAUCAUGCCAUUCGUGAGGUGGUGCGUUUCGGGACGGUGGACGUUCAGCAGGUUGGUGGGCGACGGUGUAUGGGAGGCCUCUCGCUCGCAUCGACCGUAGACAGGAGGAAGAGGGACGGCGUUGAUGCCAGGCGGCCGACAGCGGCGAUGGAGCUAAGGCGGGCCGCGGAGGUGCAGAAGUGCGCCGACAAGGGAUGGAAGAGCGCGCUCAUCUGUCUCGGAAAUAUGCGGAAGGGAGGCGUUGCUCCCGGGUCGGCGGCGUACAACGUCGCCCUGAAGGCGUGCGCGGGGGCGGGGGAGUGGGGCCGCGCGGCCGCGCUCGUGGAGGACAUGCAGGGCUCCGGCGCAAUCCCUGACGAGGGCAUAGUAGCGGAGAUCAGGGCGGCUGGCGACAAGACUGGUGUGAUAGCGGUCGAGGACGACGGCAACUUGUCGUGCGAUUCUGGUGGUGACGUGUCGUCUGUUAUUUCCGGUGUCGCGAGAAACAAGGGGGGGGGCAGCGGUGGAGGCAUCCAAGGCUCCGUUGCGAGCAUGCACACCGCGGCGUUUGGGGCGGAUGUCGCGUGGCCCAGCCGGCGACCCACACAGACACAGGAUGAUCAGGCUCAAAGAGGCAGCAGCAGUGGCGGCAGCGGGAGCGAUGACUUGCACGACAUGGCACUCGGGGCAGAUGCCGCGUGGCCCUCCCUGCACCCGACGAACAGCAACGGCGGUCGCACCGCCACCAGCCACAGCAGCCACAGCAGCAACAACAGCACGGGCAACAGCGGCGGCGAUGAAUAUGGCAACGCUGCCACGAGGGGCUCGUCAGAGGGAUCUUUGGGCAGCAUCGCGUGGGGCGGGCGUCGAUGGCGCAGCCAUCACCAGGAAACCGAAGAUAAAAAUGCCUCGUCGGCGUCUCCUGCGACAAGGGGGGCCCGUGGUGUCAAUGAGGAGGCGCUACCGGCGUGGCCAUCCGUGGCGUCGGCCACCUUCGCGGGGUCUUGGGGGGACGAUUGAGAGCAAGCUCCAGGACCCCUCUGUCCCUCCUGUGAUGAAUGAGAUGUUCUUUUGGUACGAUAGUGGAGCUUCUUAGGUGGCAUUGUUUUUUUUGUUUUUAUUCAGCUGCACGAGCAAGUAAGGCGGGGUAACAGUUGAACCAGAAGGGGUCCCGUUUCGCGUAACUGUCCCCUCUCGCCGGAUGUGGAUGUGGUUUGUCCGGAAGAGUUGGAGUUGUGUAUGUGUUGCUUUUGUGAAGCUCGCGUGGUGAUCGUUCGCACUGUGGUGUGGGGUGUACCUGUACACCUUUGCGCUAGCAUGGGUGAGGUGGAUGAGUCGAACCUCACCCGGGGAGUACAUCGUAUCGAGUUUUGCCACGCCUGGGCCUCCCUACCUGACCGAAAGGCCGAGACGCGGCGCUUUCGUCGACUAGCAUGAACUGUUGCUUUCCUCCUCCAUAGCCUGGAUCUCUGUGAGGGGUGUCCAGCGAGCUGCAGCAAUGGUGAUCUUUCUCCGCCAGGAGGGCGAGGAGUGUGUGGGGAUUCUGGGUGCGACCUUAAGUAAAAACAUAGGAACUCAAGUCUUACCAUCGGACGUUGUUUUGCGAGCCAGGGCGGUUAAGUCCCCACCGUCGCCGGGAUCGGCGAGGGUUGGUGGCACUGUUUUGGUUGCCGAGAUCCUAUCUUUGUCUGUGGCAUUGCCGUAAUUGUCGGGCUGCCGUCCUUGAAUGAUUGUGUUAGGGGCGGGAUGGAAUUUGGCCCACCCUCACAUGGGGCGCAACACCCAUACCAUACCAUACCAUACCACACCACAGCAUACCGUGCCAUCAGACGAUCGGUCUGAUGGCUUGAAUUAUGGUGUGGUUUUGAGUCUCGCCCAAGGGCAGGCCGAGUGGAAAUCACCGGGGUGGGGUGUUGUCUUGCAUGCCUUGAGGGCGAUCCAAAGGUGUCGUGGACAGCGGGCGUCACCAUCAAAGCGUAAGUCGUAAAAGGCGUUCGCUAUCGGCAGGAGGGUGCCGUCCAGUAGCCUUCGCAAAGAUGUUAGUAGGAGAUAUAUAGCUUGGUCUUAGUAGUAAUGGGGUUAGGGUUAGCGUACUGGAUAGGGAUCCAAAACUCCCUCUACUUUCAUAAAUCAAUUUUGAAUCGUGCUGUCCGGCUUGUGUGAUGAGGCCAAAGCAAAAAUUUCCCACCUUUUUCGUAAAACAUGCUCAUAAGUCUGGUUUGACCCCAGGAGCUUACAGUAGGUUUGAUUGACGCCCAUGUUUGCAGACGGCACCUGUACAUUUCAUUUUGAACCUCGAUAUGUAUCGCGACUCGUACGACGCGAUGACGCACCCUGAG